AAAGAAGAGAGGGGCGGACAAGAAAUAAAUGAGGCUCUUGGUCUGAGCAAAGAAUUCUUCCAUCUUUUGUCCAGCACGGCCUAAACAACAAUCCCGCUGGGAGGAAAGCUGUAGCGGGUUGCACUGCGGCUGAGAAGACCAAGGCUCGAGGGGCGGGAACCUGAGACGGCAGCGCCGCCGCUCGGCUCCUCCCCUCAUCCCCGCCGUUGUUGCCGGUGCGGCCGGGCGCUGCUUCCUCCCUCCCUCCCUCCGUCUCCUCACCAUGGCUGCUGCAGCACAAAGCGCGAGUAAGCAUUGGAGGCCGCUCCCGUCGUGAGACACCCGUCAGCAUUCCUCCUUUGAGACACAGCCUGCUACCGUCCCACCCCAUUCCCGGCUGUCCGCCCGCUCGCCUGAUCCUCCAAGGCCGGAGACGGAGCCUAAACUCGACGAGGACGCGGCGGUACCUCUCCCGCCCCGCCGCCUAAGGGGAUGCGGCGGCUGAGGGGGGAGGAGGACGACAGCGACGACGACAGUGCCAGGCAGCCCGGCAGAGGCGGAGCCGGGAGUCGAUACUACUGCUGUUACUGCCGCCGCCGCCAAAACCGACGAGCUCGGCGAGAGGCCCCGACCGGGCGGCGGCGCUACUGAGGCUAAGGGGCUUAUCGCCGCCGCUACUAUCGAGGAGGAGGAGGUUUAGCAGUAGCUGAAUUACCGGCAGCCAGCGGGAGCCGUCUAUCCUUUCCCGCGUCCAUUGGGGCGCUGAAAAGCGCGCCCGCCCGCCCCGCUUCGGGACCAGGAAUUAGGCGCUUGAGAGCGACAGGAGACAAACCAAGCAGAGGGGCCAGGACGCAGUGACCGGCCCGGAGCAGAAAAGGGGCGAGAUGGCGUCGUACGUGGAUAACAACUUCCGCCAGGCGGUUAUGAAAAACCCGGUCGACAGGAGCCCCCAGGAUCUGGAGAUAGUGUAUUCUUAUUUACAUGGAAUGGAAGCUUUGUCAAAUUUGAGAGAACACCAGCUCCGAAUGAUGUGUGAAACGGUGAGAUAUGAGAGGCAUGAAGCAAAUGAAGUUUUGUACUACCCUGAUGAUAUUGGGACCUGUUGGUACAUUCUUCUGUCUGGUUCAGUAUUUAUUAAAGAAUCAAUGUUUCUUCCAAGGAGCAGUUUUGGCAAACGUUCUGCAGGAAGCUUCAGACGUGGCUGUGAAUGCAUUGUUCUAGAGCCAUCUGAAAUGAUUGUGGUGGAUUAUAUGGAUGAAAACGAGGAAUAUUUCCAGCGACAAGCAUCUCAUAGACAAUCUCGAAGGAGAUUUAGGAAAAUCAAUCAAAAAGGAGAAAGACAAACAAUUAUUGACACUGUGGAUGCUUAUCCUGUAGGGAAACCACCUUUACCUAGAGGUUAUCAUACGGAAUGCACUAAACAGCAGAUCAGAAAAGCUAGAAACAUAACUUCAGCAUUGUCCCUUCAAACUUGCUUUGCACAGUACUCUUCUUUUCAAGCAUUAACAGGUGUUCCUCUCACAAAGCUUCCUGCAGAUUUCACAAAACUGCAUCUCACUGACAGUCUGCACCCACAGGUGACCCACGUUUCAUCUAGUCAUUCAGGAUGUAGUAUCACUAGUGACUCUGGAAGCAGCAGUCUGUCUGAUAUCUACCAGGCCACAGAGAGUGAAGCUGGAGAUAUGGAUCUGAGUGGGUUACCAGAGACAGCAGUGGAUUCUGAGGAUGAUGAUGAUGAAGAGGAUAUUGAGAGGGCUUCUGAUCCUCUAAUGAGCAGGGAUAUUGUUAGAGAUUGCCUGGAGAAAGACCCAAUAGACAGGACGGAUGACGAUAUUGAGCAACUCCUGGAAUUCAUGCAUCAGUUACCAGCUUUUGCUAAUAUGACAAUGUCAGUGAGGAGAGAACUCUGUGCUGUGAUGGUAUUUGCAGUCGUAGAAAGGGCAGGGACCAUAGUUCUAAACGACGGAGAAGAGCUGGACUCCUGGUCUGUUAUUUUGAAUGGUUCUGUGGAAGUAACAUAUCCUGAAGGAAGAACAGAAAUAUUAUGCAUGGGAAACAGUUUUGGUGUUUCCCCUACCAUGGACAAAGAAUACAUGAAAGGAGUAAUGAGAACCAAAGUGGAUGAUUGCCAGUUUGUGUGCAUAGCCCAGCAAGAUUAUUGCCGCAUUCUCAAUCAAGUGGAAAAAAACAUGCAGAAAGUAGAAGAGGAAGGAGAGAUUGUUAUGGUAAAAGAGCAUAGGGAAUUGGAUCGCACUGGAACAAGAAAGGGGCACAUUGUUAUCAAGGGAACGCCGGAAAGGUUAACAAUGCAUUUGGUGGAAGAACAUUCAGUGGUUGAUCCAACUUUCAUAGAGGAUUUCCUGUUGACCUACAGGACCUUUCUUUCCAGCCCAGUGGAAGUGGGGAAGAAAUUAUUGGAGUGGUUCAAUGAUCCUAGCCUCAGGGAUAAGGUUACACGGGUAGUAUUGUUGUGGGUGAACAAUCACUUCAAUGAUUUUGAGGGAGAUUCUGCAAUGACUCGUUUUCUGGAAGAAUUUGAGAACAAUUUGGAAAGAGAGAAAAUGGGUGGACAUCUGAGGCUCUUAAAUAUUGCAUGUGCUGCAAAAGCUAAACGAAGAAUGAUAACAUUAACAAAGCCAUCUCGGGAAGCUCCUUUGCCUUUCAUAUUGUUGGGAGGAUCUGAAAAGGGAUUUGGUAUCUUUGUUGACAGUGUAGAUUCAGGUAGCAAAGCCACUGAAGCAGGAUUGAAACGUGGUGAUCAGAUAUUGGAGGUGAAUGGCCAAAACUUUGAAAACAUUCAACUAUCAAAAGCCAUGGAAAUUCUUCGAAAUAACACACAUUUAUCUAUCACUGUGAAAACUAACUUAUUUGUUUUUAAGGAACUUCUGACAAGGCUGUCCGAGGAGAAAAGAAACGGUGCUCCUCAUCUGCCUAAAAUUGGUGAUAUUAAAAAAGCAAGCCGUUACUCUAUCCCAGAUCUUGGAGUUGAUGUGGAACAGGUGAUAGGAUUGGAAAAAGUAACCAAGAAGAGCAAAGCCAAUACUGUUGGUGGACGAAACAAGCUAAAGAAGAUACUAGACAAAACCCGCAUCAGUAUCCUGCCUCAGAAACCAUACAAUGAUAUUGGAAUUGGCCAAUCUCAGGAUGACAGCAUUGUAGGGUUGAGGCAGACCAAGCACAUUCCUCCUGCUCUACCAGUGAGUGGAACACUGUCUUCAAGCAAUCCUGACUUAAUGCAGUCACAUCACCGCAUAUUAGAUUUCAACACAACUCCAGAUUUGCCAGACCAGGUUCUGAGGGUUUUUAAAGCAGACCAGCAAAGCCGCUACAUCAUGAUCAGUAAGGACACAACUGCAAAGGAAGUAGUUAUUCAAGCAAUCCGAGAAUUUGCUCUUACUACCACCCCAGAUGCAUAUUCUUUAUGUGAAGUCUCAGUCACUCCAGAGGGUGUAAUCAAGCAGAGGAGACUCCCAGAUCAACUUUCCAAGCUUGCUGACAGGAUACAGCUUAGUGGAAGGUAUUAUCUGAAGAAUAAUAUGGAGACAGAAACAUUGUGUUCAGAUGAAGAUGCUCAGGAACUGCUGAGAGAGAGUCAAAUUUCUCUACUGCAACUUAGUACUGUCGAGGUGGCUACCCAGCUCUCUAUGCGUAACUUUGAAUUGUUCCGUAACAUUGAACCUACGGAGUACAUAGAUGACUUGUUUAAAUUAAAAUUGAAGUCUAGCUGUUCUAACUUGAAAAAGUUUGAAGAAGUAAUAAACCAAGAAACCUUUUGGGUAGCAUCGGAGAUUCUGCGAGAAACCAACCAGCUGAAAAGGAUGAAGAUAAUUAAGCACUUCAUUAAGAUAGCAUUACACUGCAGGGAAUGCAAGAACUUCAACUCCAUGUUUGCAAUAAUAAGUGGCCUGAACUUAGCUCCAGUUGCAAGACUACGUACCACUUGGGAGAAACUUCCAAGCAAAUACGAAAAAUUGUUUCAAGAUCUUCAGGAUUUAUUUGAUCCAUCUAGGAAUAUGGCAAAAUACCGCAAUGUCUUGAAUAGCCAAAACCUACAGCCUCCCAUUAUUCCAUUGUUCCCUGUAAUCAAAAAGGACCUUACAUUCCUUCAUGAAGGAAAUGACUCCAAAGUGGAAGGUUUGGUCAAUUUUGAAAAACUAAGAAUGAUUGCAAAAGAGAUUCGCCAUGUGGGCCGAAUGGCUUCUGUUAACAUGGAUCCUGCUUUAAUGUUCAGGACUAGGAAGAAGAAGUGGAGGAGUUUGGGGUCUCUCAGUCAAGGCAGUACAAAUGCAGCAGUACUUGAUGUUGCACAAACAGGUGGGCAUAAAAAGCGAGUCCGUCGCAGCUCCUUCCUCAAUGCCAAAAAGCUGUAUGAAGAUGCCCAGAUGGCUCGGAAAGUCAAGCAGUAUCUUUCUAAUUUGGAUCUGGAAAUGGAUGAAGAAAGCCUCCAGGCGCUCUCUCUGCAAUGUGAACCAGCCAGCAAUACAUUACCCAAGACUCCAGGGGACAAACGGUCUGGGAAGCCUGAAACAUCCCCAGUUGCACACAGGUCAGCGAUCCAGCAGAAGAUGCAGCAGCAGAAAGCAAACCAAGCACUGCAAGUCCCUGCAGUAUCACUUUAUCCCUCCCGUAAGAAAGUGCCUGUCAAGGAUCUGCCACCCUUUGGCAUAAACUCUCCACAAGCUUUAAAGAAAAUUCUUUCACUCUCUGAAGAGGGAAGUUUAGACCGUCAUAAGAAACAAGCUGAGGACACAAUUUCAAAUGCAUCUUCACAGCUGUCGUCUCCUCCCACCUCACCUCAGAGCUCUCCAAGAAAAAGUUAUACUCUGGCUCCCAGUGGCACUGUGGAUAACUUUUCAGACUCUGGUCAUAGUGAAAUUUCCUCCAGAUCUAGCAUUGUCAGCAAUUCUUCUUUUGAUUCCAUGCCAGUGCCACUACAUGAUGACAGAAGACAGAGGCACUCUGUUAGCAUUGUGGAGACUAAUCUUGGAGUGGGCAGGAUUGACCGAAGAGCCAUGAUUGAACCAGAUCAGUACAGCCUAGGCUACUACCCACCAUUGUCAGAGAACAGAGGCUUGUAUGCUGGGGCAACCAUGCUUUCUUCUCCCAGUACUGAGGAGCUAUCACAGGAUCAGGGAGAUCGAGCAUCGCUUGAUGCAGCUGAUAGCGGCCGUGGCAGUUGGACUUCUUGCUCAAGUGGUUCCCAUGACAACAUACAGACAAUACAGCACCAGCGAAGUUGGGAGACUCUUCCUUUUGGACAUGCUCAUUUCGAUAGUUCAGGCGAUGGGGCAGGACUGUGGGCCUCAGGCAGCCACAUGGACCCGAUGAUGUUCUCCGAUCAUGGCACAAAGUAUGGCAGGCAGAGUCAAGGUAGGGAGGGCCUUGAUCAAGCACAGUCCAGAGCAAGCUGGGCAUCCUCCACAGGCUACUGGGGAGAGGACUCUGAAGGUGAUACAGGUACCAUAAAACGGAGGGGUGGGAAGGAUGUGUCAAUUGAAGCUGAAACGAGUAGCAUAACAUCUAUAACAGCAGAGGAUUCAAAGCCAGUUCCCAUGCCAGCUCAUAUAGCUGUGUCAACAAGUAAUGCAAAGGGUCUCAUUGCUCGAAAAGAGGGCCGCUAUCGUGAACCACCACCAACACCACCUGGUUAUGUAGGAAUACCCAUUGCUGACUUUGCUGAAGGAGUUUCCCACCCAACCCGAAAACCUCCAGAUUACAACAUAGCACUUCAGAGGUCUCGGAUGGUGGCACGGUCAAGCGAAGCCCCUGGAACUUCAGCUUCACAGCAACAAUCACAGGGUCAUUCAUCUAGCAGGCCUGUUAACAAACUUCAGUGGCACAAACCAAAUGAGUCAGACCCACAUCUUGCUCACUAUCAGUCUCAAGGGUUUUCCACAGAGGAAGAUGAAGAUGAACAAGUCUCUGCCGUCUAAGAACUGGGGCUUUUUGGAUCCUGAGUGAGCCAGCUUAAAGGAGAGCACAAGAUGACAUCCCUAGUAUAGGAGCCUUGGAACUCUAAAGGAUGGUGGACCUGUUUGCCUCCUUCCCUGCCUUAAAGCAGCAUGGGGCUUCUUCUCCCCCUUUCUCUUCCACUCUUCUUUCCCUUGCAUGUGAAAUACUGUGAAGAAAUUGCCCUGGCACUUUUCAAACUGUGUUGCUUGAAAUGCACAGUGCAGCAUUCUGUCAGCUACCACUGUUGCUAUCUGCCACAUCACACAGUAUCAUUCCAAAUUCCAACAUCUGCGCAUCACAAUGAAUAACUCUGACUGCACUCCCCCGAUGCCUGGAAGCAUUUUUAAAAAACCUUCCUCAGAUUUUAAUCACCUUGUUGGGAUAAUGAAAUCUAGUUGACAAGCUACAUUUGGCCUUUAACCUCCUAAGAGAAACAUGUUGAAUUCUUUCAAGUACACAGUGCUUGUUUGCUUGUUUACAAUGCCUUUGUUGCUACUCUAAAUGUUGUGUUCUGGGGGGAGGGGAGUUACACCUGCCUAAUUUCAGUAUUAUUUUGUACUUUUUCAGAAGGGUUUUUUUUUUAAACCUAUGUGCAAAGUAAAGGUGGUCUAUAGGAAGGAUUCAGCCUUUCAUUUGACUUUCAAGCUUCAUUUUUAGUGUUCCACUCAAAGCACAGAUGAUCAAUUUUGGAAUUGCUGGUUUUGUUGAUUUGUAUCUAAUAAUGCAGGACAGUUUAGUCCUGUAUUAGUAUAGAUGCAGAUAUGUUUUGCAUCCCUUUCCUGUGCCUUGAGGAAUAUGGAAUGGUGGGUGAAAACAUUUGUCACAUUUAGAUGACAAAUGGCAAUCUCAUCUUUUACUUAAAAUAUUUUCCCUUUUUUUACCCUUGUACAAUAGUAACAGUUGUUGUCACACAGAAAUUAUCAGGAUAAUACUACAGUUAAGGCAGUUCAAGACACUGCAGCUAAUGCCAACCCUGAUCUAAUAGCCUCCUUUUUAUUGACUUGGCAUUAGGAAAUAGUAAACCCUUUAAAUAAAGAGGAACAAUCAGUAUAGACCAACUAGCCUUUGCAGUGCAAAAAUAUUCACAACUGUGGAUGGCUUUUAUGGAACACUGCAUGUGUAGAGAAGGCAAUCGGUAGCAAUCAUGUGCUCACAGCUGCUAUUAACCCUUGAGUGACUGAAAUGAAAUGACACCCCUUUCUGUUUUUGUGUUGGUUUUGCACAGACUCCGGGAAAGUGAAGGCUGCCAAUCCGAGUAGUACUCAAAUAUGAGGAACUGCUGGUCUUGGAUUUUUACAUUGAACUCAGCUGAUCAUAUUGAUCAGUAGAUAAAAGUAAAUAACUUCAACCUUUAAAGAUCAAAUUGCAGUGUUUUUUCACUGUAUUGAACAAUGUCAGUGCUUUAUUUAAUUCUUUCUCUUGUAUCCAUGGCUUUUUGACUUAUUUGCUUAUAUAUCAUAUUGUCAAAUAUACAUUUGUAAUUUUACAUGUAAUAUGCAUUUGCCAGUUUCAUUAUAUAGGGUAUGGACCUCAUGUGCAUAUAGCAAGAAAGAACAAACCUAGCUGUAUCACAAGUUGCACAAAUGUUAUAUAGGCAUUAAGUAAUUGUAGACCAUAGGACUGCUAAUCUCAGUUCACUCUGUGAUGUCAAGUGCAGAAUGUACAACUAACUGGUGAUUUCCUCAUACUUUUGAUACUACUUGUACCUGUAUGUCUUUUAGAAAGACAUUGGUGGAGUCUGUAUCCCUUUUGUAUUUUUAAUACAAUAAUUGUACAUAUUGGUUAUAUAUUUUUGUUGAAAAUGGUAGAAAUGUACUAUGUUUAUGCUUUUAUCCAGUUUGUAUGA
Messenger RNA from Rhineura floridana, 7777 nucleotides. RefSeq names its product Rap guanine nucleotide exchange factor 2 (gene RAPGEF2). Lineage: Eukaryota; Metazoa; Chordata; Lepidosauria; Squamata; Rhineuridae. The coding region runs from base 864 to 5912 and encodes 1682 amino acids. Gene Ontology annotation, biological process: small GTPase-mediated signal transduction; positive regulation of ERK1 and ERK2 cascade. The record is from RefSeq and is a predicted model, not a curated record. The transcript has 31 exons. Gene Ontology annotation, molecular function: protein binding; guanyl-nucleotide exchange factor activity.